AUGUCCUGUCAGCAGAAACAGCAGCAGUGCCAGCACCCUCCCAAGUGCCCCUCACCCAAGUGUCCCCCAAAGAGCCCAGCACAGUGUUUGCCUCCCGUCUCUUCCGGCUGUGGCCACAGCUCCGAGGGCGGCUGCUGCCUGAGCCACCACAGGAGCUGCAGAUCACACCGGUGCUGGCGCCAGAGCUCCGAGGCCUGUGACAGUGGCAGUGGACAGUCCGGGGGCUCUGGCUGUGGCCACAGCUCUGGGGGCUGCUGCUGA
This is a messenger RNA of Choloepus didactylus (southern two-toed sloth), 261 nucleotides long. RefSeq names its product late cornified envelope protein 3C-like. The transcript has a single exon. The coding region runs from base 1 to 261 and encodes 86 amino acids. NCBI's taxonomy places the organism in Eukaryota, Metazoa, Chordata, Mammalia, Pilosa, Megalonychidae. Gene Ontology annotation, biological process: epidermis development. The record is from RefSeq and is a predicted model, not a curated record.